Molecule: messenger RNA, 2193 nt
Organism: Pocillopora damicornis (cauliflower coral)
Lineage: Eukaryota; Metazoa; Cnidaria; Anthozoa; Scleractinia; Pocilloporidae
Source: RefSeq, a predicted model, not a curated record
AUGAUAAACAUCGAGAUUCCUUUCGAUCAGAUCUCUUGCAGCCAUUUGUCCAUUCCAAGGGUCAAAGCGAGAGUGAAAGGGUAAAAUAUCCGCACAGCCCAUGCCACAUUAUGCAUUCAGUUCUUGGAUACAAAAAAACGACAAAAACAAUACAUGGCUAUCGGGAAAACAGAUUUGUUUAACAAUAGUAUUGGGCUUUGCGGAAAUUUUACUAUCGAAAGUUUUCAGACUCAGUCGAAGACGUAUAAUAAAUUGCGUCGUCAUCGAGGAUAUCGAAUUCGUUUGCGCUUUAGAAAUGCAAAGUUUUGUCGAAAUCGGUAAUUAGAACGACGUUGACUUUUGGUCCUUGUACAAACGUAGAUUGUUAGUUCUUGUAUGCCACAAAGAACAAGGGAGCGGUCGUUUCUUUUCAACAAGAUUUCCAUUGUGAGAAGAAGCAACUGCAUUUGUCGGAUAACAUGACCGAAAAAGUGCUACUUAGACACGCUGUUGGCCAAGAUAUCGGGAAAUGCAAUCUGACCACUUUCACGAAGGGAGGACAGCAAUGCCAGAGGACUCUGAUUUCAAACUUGAAAAACAACGCCAGCUUGAAUUGCAGCUUUGAAUACGAAAAGCAAUCUAUCUGUUUGAAUGGUCAUGUCAGUAGUUGCGUGGAUGGUGUUCCGCUGUUAAACGCGUUUAAAGGUGAGAUAGUGAAGCUGCUUGAACUGCUAGUUUAUCACUGCGGAAAGCUGAGUUUUGAGGUAUCAAGAAUAAACCCAUUAAUCCUCGGUCAAGUCGAUUGCGAUGCAGGAAAACUGGAAGGGAUGGUUGGCUGCUGGGAUGAUUUCCGUACUACUUUUAACGCAAGCAGGAACGAUUCCUCAUUAUGCAGUAAAUAUGCGGAAGGGAAACAAAAAUGCACCAACGGGGCAAGAGAAUCGUGUAAAGAUAUCUGCCAAUACAUCACCAAAGACGACUAUAAUCCAUUCUGUGCCGACGGAAUGGACCCUCCAACACAGACUACCUUGUUUGACUGUAAUCCUCUCCCCCUCCUCUGCCCAAAUAAUGUAGUUUACGAUAAUGCAAUGAGGUGUGAUACAGAGAGCUUUAAAGACUUUGCUUCCGGGAACAAUUGCAGCAUGGUCCUUUUGAAAAAUAAGAAUUGCUUGAGAGAGAAGUUGGUUACGCAGUGCUCUUCCAUGCGAGAUGAUAAAGUUUUUGAGGACAGUGUGAAGACUCUUCGAGCAACUCUGAUGGUGGAGCAGUUCUUUUGUGGCAAAGUGACUCUGGACAAGGCCGCACUUCAUGAAAGCGUUAAGACAGGUGAUUGUAAGCCGGCGUUUUUCACCGCUGCUGAGAAAUGUGCGGAGCCUUUCAGAAGCAUAUAUGAAAAUUCGGUGAAGAAAAAGUCCCAAGAAGUUUGCUCCUCUUUUGCAGAUGCCAAGAAGUGUCUCAACAGAGCACACGAGGAAAGUUGUAAUUUUGACCAAAGCUCAUUAAAGGCGACCAUGUUUGGUGACGAUAACCCUUUUUGUGACAAUGGUAAAGAUCCAUUAAGGAGUGGAGUAAAUGGUGGUCAAGGGACUAUACUAUUUCUGUUCAUUACCAGCAUCGCGUUUUUAGUUGGACCUUGAGAUCAAGAUUUCUCCCUAACCAGACACUUAUAAUUGUAUGAUGCACGCUAAUGGUAAUGGAAAAUGGUAGUGGGGAGAGCCAGAUCUUAAGCACAAAUGUAACUAUUGUCAACUAAGGAAGCAAAUAAGAAAGCUAGCGAACAAAUCAAAACAAAACAAACGAACAAAUCAAAACAAAACAAACGGGUAAAUAAAAGAAGAGAAAAGUGUGAAAAAUAUUAGGACGAAAAACAAUGACGACAAAAAGAAUCGUUAAAAAACUUAUUUUCAUGGUCAAAAACUGCUUUACUAUUUAAAUUUCGUUUGUAUAUCGUUUGAUUUCUGGUUGUUUGAUUGUUUUCCUUUGACGCUCCAUGCAUAAUUUGUUUUCUGUUCUCGAUUCUUGUCGCAAAUCUUAGCCGGGAUAACAUGUAUUUAUAUUCGCCCAUUUAAUACAAUCUUAAAUGAAACUCCAACUCUUUUUUUCAGUGAAAUAUAUCUAUUCAUCCUUAUUCUUUAGUGUUUAAAGGGUGAUCACUUCAAUCUUGCCUAGUAUUUUUAAUAAAGUCAGUUUGAUAGGCAAUAGCCUUCAAAGACA